Molecule: messenger RNA, 2520 nt
Organism: Caenorhabditis bovis
Lineage: Eukaryota; Metazoa; Nematoda; Chromadorea; Rhabditida; Rhabditidae
Source: the annotation of a GenBank genome assembly
AUGACCGGCGAGAUACGCGAACAACUCGAGCGACUCCUCGAUUCCGAUGAUGCCACCGAUCAUGCUCGACUCUUCUUCCUUUCAAGGGUCUUCGAGUCCAUUGGACACAUUACUAAUAAGACGGACGCCGAGCAAUUAUUGAGAAAACUUCAAAUUAUUGACUCGAAUGAUAAUGUGGUCAAGACUGCUCCAGCUCCUCCACCACCUCCACCUCCUCCACCUCCACCUUCAAUGCAAUGUCGUGCUCCGCCGCCGCCACCACCGCCACCUCCGCCUCAUUCUUCUUCAUGCUCUCCACCAAUGGGACUUCCACCACCUCCGCCACCACCAGCAAAUCUUCAAACACGUUCGCCGGACGUUGUUAAGAAGGAAUGUCCGCAAUCAAUGACACCAAAACGGGAGAAAAAAACGAAAACGAAAACGGUGCAAUGGUCGAAAAUCAACGCGAGCGUUGUUUCGAAUGAAAGCGUCUGGGGCAAACUGGCGACGGCCUCAAAAGUCGACCUCAAUUUUGAGCUUCUCGACAAUUUCUUUGGCAUCGAAACAACAUCGAUAGAACCGAAUACGGACACGUUGAGAAAGAAAUGCAAAAAAGACUCGUCGGUCGAACUUCUGACAGCAAAACGCAGUCAAAACGUUGCGAUUAUGCUGAAACAGUUCAAAAAUCUCGACGAGUUUAUCGAAAGUGUGCACAGCAACAAGCCAAUUGGAGAAGUGGAUGCACUUCAAAACCUGUGCUCGAUGCUGCCGCAAUCCGACGAGGAAGAAGCUUUUCGACGAUACACCGGCGACAUUCAUCUGCUGUCGGCUCCCUCAAUGUUUUUCUAUCGAUUGGUCGCUAUCCCCCAUUACAGAUUGCGAAUCGAAACAAUGCUAUUCCUCUCAGAAUUUGCAACACAAAUGCAGGAAGUUGGCCGAAACGUCGAGGUUUUCAUAAAAGCUUGUCAAGAAUUGCUCAAAUCUUCUAGUCUUCCGCGAAUUCUUCUCGUUCUUGUCAAUAUGGGCAAUUAUUUGAAUAGCAAUAAUGCUCAAGGAAAUGCGUUCGGUUUCACUUUGAACUCAAUGUGGAAGCUGAUCGAUUUGAAAGGAAACAAACAAGAAUUUUCGCUAUUACAUUUAUUGGUUUCGUACGACUCGAAUAUUGUGAAUGACCUUGACGACGAGCUUCCUUCUUUGAAACAAGCCGCUCAAAUGAGUUUUGAAGAGGUGAAAAAUAUUCGCAAAUCGCUGAACGACGGCCGAGUGAGACUUGAGCGUCGUUUGGAGACGUGCGGCGAGUUGUUUCCCGAAUUUCUCGAUUUGGUCAAACUCGAUUGUGCCAAUGAGCUCGAUGAGUUCGAGCAAGAUUUUGUCGAAUUGUGCGGUCUUCACGAGAAAUUGGCCGAUUAUUUUUGCGAAAAUCGCGCGAGUUUUCAACUCGAUGAAUGCUUUAAAAUAUUCAAUGUGCUCAUGAUGAGAUUACAGCAAACGUUGAAGGAGCACACACUACGCGAAUUGAGAAAAGCUCGACGACAAGACGUUGAAAAUGCGCACAAGGAGGAUGCGGCGGCGAAAAUUAGUACCGAAGAGAGUCGGACGAAAAAGAAGAAAGAUCUGUUCGAGACCCUCGCAACACACAACAACACCAUGGAAAUGGUGAGAAAACGGGCUAGUGAGGUGAUCGAUUUAAAGCAGAAGCUCGGAAAUAUCCGCAUUCGAAAAAUAAAAGAAGCGCUGAAAAGCGAGCCAAGUGAUUUCAGUUUUGCUCCGGCUCCGAUCAGUCUGACAGACACGAAAGAAAACGAAAAGGUCGUUGAAUCGGCAAAAACGUCGACCAACUACGAGACAUGCAACGACCUCGAAUCAUACAUUUCGAAUCUUUCGAAGAAGAGAAACAGCCACAUGCGUCAGAAGGAGAAGGAAAAAGAAAAGGAGGAGCCGAAGAAGGUUGGAAUUCUAGUGGAAUCUCAGAAAACCGCCGAAGUGCAGAAACUUCGAUCACCAUCAAGUCAAAUCAAACCACCAAUGACAAAGAAAUCGAUAGCCGAGCCAGUUUCGAAGAUUGCCGAAAUUCGCAAGCCGGUGCCGAUCCUCGAAAAAGAGAAAAAGAAGGCCGAUGAGAGACGAGCGGCGCCGACGAGGCCGACGAUAAUCCAAACACCGAGGCCACAAGUUCGAGUCGUUCGGCCGCCCGUCGCAAAGGCAACUCCAAUGCCACGUGUGACCGUCACCGUACAAAACGUGUCGCCGGGGUCGAGAAGGUCCAGUGCACCACCGGUUAGAAAACCGACGGUCGCAACCGACAAGAAUAUUACUGUAAAACCAACAGUAUCGACGUCCGCUCGACCAAGCUUGAUAACGAGCAGCUCGACAUCAUCGACACGAUCUUCUCUUCCGAAAAUGAGCGCAUUAGAGAAGCCGAAACCACUGCGAACCACUCCGACGAAACCCAAUUCGCCAUCGGGAUCCGCUCGAACGGGUCUACGACCGCCGAUGGCGACGACGGCAAGGAAUGGCGCGAAUCGACCGAAAUGGGUUUAA